AUGCAACAACAUGAAUUGUUAGAUCCACCAUCUGAUGCUAUUUCAUCAGUUGUAUUUAGUCCUACCACUUCAACUCACUUACUAGUAUCUUCUUGGGAUAAGACUGUAAAAUUAUAUGAUGCUGUGGAAAACUUACUUCGAGGUUCAUAUAAUCACAAUGCAGCAGUUCUUGAUUGUUGCUUUUCUGAUGGUUCUCAUAUAUACAGUGCCGGUUUAGAUCAUUGCAUUAAAAGUUUUGAUAUAAACACACACAAUGAAUUCAUAGUGGGAACACACGAUAAAGCAGUGAAAUGUGUAGAAUAUAAUAUAGAAAACAAUAUUAUUGUGAGCGGUUCUUGGGAUCAAACUAUUCGAUUAUGGGAUAUUCGUAAUAAGGAUGCACAAACCGGGAAAUAUCAUAUGGGUGACGGUUCGAAAGUCUUUGCGUUUUCAUUAGUAUCUUUUCAAUUGGUUGUAGCCACUGCUGGAAGACAAUUUUUUAUUUAUGAUAUAAGAAAUAUGUCCGAACCACUUCAAAAACGUGAAAGUAGUUUGAAGUUUAUGACCCGAUGUGUAAAAUGUAUGCCUAAUCGAGAAGGAUAUGCAUGCAGUUCAAUCGAAGGACGCGUGGCUGUCGAAUUUUUUGAUCCUUCCAGUGAAACACAAUCGCGCAAAUACGCUUUUAAAUGUCAUAGACGAGUUGUUGAUGGCAUCGACACCGUUUAUCCUGUUAAUGCGUUAGCAUUUCAUCCCUCGCACGGUACAUUUGCUUCAGGAGGAGCGGAUGGUGUCGUGAAUAUAUGGGAUGGAUUCAAUAAAAAACGAUUACGACAAUAUCCACAAUAUCCAACUAGUAUUGCAAGUUUAGAUUUUAAUAAAGAUGGAACAUAUUUGGCAAUAGCUAGUAGUUAUACAUUUGAAGAAGGUGAAAAAGAUCAUCCACCAGAUUCAGUUUACAUAAGACAAAUUGUAAAGUUGGUGCCUGCUUGGGGUAACCGUGUUAGCCGUAUCCCACUUACGCGUGGAAACAGUGUUUAUCUCGUAAUAAUACUUUUUUUAACCGAAAACGAGAACUUACUGAAUUUACGGGAAGUUUUGAGUAGCCCUCGUCCAAGAAUUCACGUCCUUUUAGGACCUCCCAACUCUGGGAAAACCAUUUUGGUUCAACAAGUAGCCGAUAAGCUUCCUUUUAAACCCUUAUUCUUUGACUGCCGUGGAGGAAUUUUUAGUACACCAACAAAUAUGUACUAUGCAAUUAUCAACCAAUUUUAUCCAUAUUUUAAACAAUUAUCAAUAUCUUCUCCAAGUAUUAAGGUUGAUACACGCAAUAUAUUCAAGCGAAAAUCUGAAAUCAACGCUCAAGAUGUUAUUGGGUUACUUCGUAGAAUUUCUGACCCACUUUUAAAAUGGGCUCAAUGUGAAAGACAACCCGCACCCAUUUUGAUAAUUGAUGAGGCAAACAUGCUCAAACUUCUUGGUGACAAUUCAGAACUCGCUCUUAAGUCACUUCUUACCUGGUUAGUAAAAGAUUCAAUACAAGAUCAACAUUCUAAAAUUAGUAGUGAACUUAAAGGCAAAUUUGACUAUGUAUCCAAAGUCACUGGUACACAAUUUUCAAUGUUUGAACAAGAAUAUAAUCGAUUAAAAUCCGGUCUUGAAUAUGAAAGACCUAAAAAAAGUCAUAAACUUGAAGAAAAGCCUCAUACCCCACCACCACUCUGGGAGGGAGACGAUCUUCGUGAAACCAUGACACAAUUUGUAGAAAAAAGUAAUGAAUUCAUUUUUACGAAUGAUUUAGUUUUAGAAAUUGGGGAAGAUAAAGUCAAAUCACUUCUUGAACAUAAUUUUUUACAUCUUCGACCAACUCAGAGAUUCGCAUAUUGA
This is a messenger RNA of Diversispora eburnea, 1863 nucleotides long. Lineage: Eukaryota; Fungi; Glomeromycota; Glomeromycetes; Diversisporales; Diversisporaceae. The record is from the annotation of a GenBank genome assembly.